Molecule: messenger RNA, 1952 nt
Organism: Gambusia affinis (western mosquitofish)
Lineage: Eukaryota; Metazoa; Chordata; Actinopteri; Cyprinodontiformes; Poeciliidae
Gene: etnppl
Product: ethanolamine-phosphate phospho-lyase
Exons: 13
Coding region: 46-1569 (507 amino acids)
Cellular component (GO): mitochondrion
Molecular function (GO): pyridoxal phosphate binding; transaminase activity; ethanolamine-phosphate phospho-lyase activity
Source: RefSeq, a predicted model, not a curated record
GUGCCCUCCCCGUGUGCGCGCGCGUUAAAAACUCCUUCCAGGUGUAUGCUGGCGGGAGUAGAUGGUGCUCGACCAGUUUUUCUGUGGUAUAACAUAAAGAUGUCGCUUGACAGACUGGAGAAAAAGAAGACGAUAGACUUGAGGAAGAAGCACAUUGGACCAUCUUGUAAGAUCUUCUUCAGCCAUGAUCCCAUCAAGAUUGUAAAAGCCAAAGGUCAGUAUAUGUAUGACGAAAAAGGACAGCGCUACUUAGACUGCAUCAACAAUGUGGCUCACGUGGGCCACAGUCACCCGGACGUGGUGAAGGCAGGAGCUGAGCAGAUGGGAUUACUUAACACCAACACCCGGUUCUUGCAUGACAACCUGGUACUUUAUGCCCAGAGGCUGCAAGCAACCCUGCCAGACAAGCUGUCUGUGUGCUACUUUGUCAACUCAGGCUCUGAAGCCAACGACCUGGCCCUCCGACUUGCAUGGCAGUACACGGGGAACAAAGAUAUCAUAACACUGGAAAAUGCGUACCACGGCCAUGUGUCGUCACUCAUUGACAUUAGUCCCUAUAAGUUCCACCAGCUGUCAGAUGCUGAGCAGAGCCACUUGGUCCAUGUGGCUCCAAGCCCAGAUGUGUACAGAGGUAAAUACCGUGCAGACCGCCCUGAUGCAGCUACAGCGUAUGCAGAUGAAGUCAAAGACAUAAUAGAGAAAGUCCAUAAAAAAGGACAUAAGAUUGCUGCUUUUAUUGCCGAAUCGCUGCAGAGUUGUGGCGGGCAGGUCAUCCCCCCCGCGGGCUACUUCCAGCAAGUGGCUGAGCAUGUCCGCAAAGCAGGAGGUGUUUUUAUCGCGGACGAGGUCCAGGUGGGUUUUGGCAGAGUUGGCUCUCAGUUCUGGGCCUUCCAGCUUCAGGGAGACGACUUUGUGCCUGAUAUUGUCACAAUGGGGAAGCCUAUUGGCAACGGCCACCCCAUGUCAUGUGUGGUCACAACCAGGGAAGUGGCCGAGGCCUUUUUGUCAUCUGGAAUGGAGUACUUCAACACAUUUGGCGGUAACCCUGUGUCUUGCGCCAUUGGUCUGGCCGUCCUGGACGUGAUUGAGAAGGAGGAUCUGCAGCGAAACGCACUGCGUGUUGGCCAGUACCUCAUUAAUGUGCUGGAAAAACAAAAGGAGAAGCAUCCGCUGAUUGGAGACAUUAGGGGGCGAGGCCUGUUUGUUGGGGUGGAGCUGGUGAAGGACAGAGUAAAGCUCACUCCAGCUACCGCCGAAGCCCAGGAGGUCAUUUAUAAAUUAAAGGAGCAGCACAUCCUUUUAAGCGCUGAUGGACCUCAUCGUAAUGUGCUGAAAUUCAAGCCUCCACUGUGCUUCACCACGGAGGAUGUUGACCUGGUGGUGGAAAAGAUCGACCCCAUUCUGAAAGAGCUGGAGGAAGCAUUAGGCUUGAAGGCAAACAAUUCCGCAAAUACAGAAAAUGAAAGGAGGAGAAAGCUGUCAACAGAUGAAAAUGGGCACGGUGGGUUAAAUUACAGCAGUGAAGGAGUCCAAGAACAAACCAAACAAAGGAAACGGAUGAAAACAUAAAGAUGCCUCAAGAUUAUUUUUACACAAAUGAAGUUGCAGCACUUUCUCAGGUGUUCGAAUCAGAAUAUCUUGUUGGUAUAAAAAGAAGACUUUAAGGUUAUUACAAAACUAUCAUGUCAUCUAAUAUUUUAAAUGUCUAAUCCUAUAAAUCAUAUCUGUGUAUGUAAAAAUACUAUGUGGUACUUUGGCAACAAAACACCUCAUUCCUCUUUAUGAACAUAUGAAAUAUUUGUAUGAACCAGUGAACACUGUUAUAUUCCGUCAUAUAAAAUAAUAUUUAAUUUGACAUUUGAAUUAAAAAGGAAAUUUUUAAACCUAGUGUUCUGUUUUCUUAAUGUGUACCAGCUCUGUUUCUCUGUGGUACUGAAUCUCCACCAAACAGG